GGGGGGGGCGGGGGGGCGGGGUCGCAUCAGCCUUUUUUUUUCUCUGCCUUGCUUGGUUGAGCUUCCGCAGAAUUCGAAAUGGCUGGCGGUAAGGCUGGGAAGGACUCCGGAAAGGCCAAGACAAAGGCGGUUUCCCGCUCGCAGAGAGCCGGCUUGCAGUUCCCGGUGGGCCGCAUUCACCGACACCUGAAAUCCAGGACGACCAGCCACGGACGUGUGGGCGCGACCGCCGCUGUGUACAGCGCAGCCAUCCUGGAGUACCUUACCGCAGAGGUACUUGAGCUGGCGGGAAAUGCAUCAAAAGACUUGAAGGUAAAGCGCAUCACCCCACGUCACUUGCAACUGGCUAUUCGUGGAGAUGAAGAAUUGGACUCUCUCAUCAAGGCUACCAUUGCUGGUGGUGGUGUCAUCCCGCACAUCCACAAGUCUCUGAUCGGGAAGAAAGGACAGCAGAAGACUGUCUAAAGGAUGCCUGGAUUCCUUGUUAUCUCAGGACUCUAAAUACUCUAACAACUGUCCAGUGUUGGUGAUUCCAGUGGACUGUAUCUCUGUGAAAAACACAAUUUUGCCUUUUUGUAAUUCUAUCUGAGCAAGUUGGAAGUUUAAUUAGCUUUCCAACCAACCAAAUUUCUGCAUUCAAGUCUUAACCAUAUUUAAGUGUUAAACUGUGGCUUCAAAGAAGCUAUUGAUUCUGAA
Ochotona princeps (American pika) is the source of this 696-nucleotide messenger RNA. Its product is annotated as histone H2A.Z. The coding region runs from base 79 to 465 and encodes 128 amino acids. Gene Ontology annotation, molecular function: DNA binding; structural constituent of chromatin; protein heterodimerization activity. The transcript has a single exon. Lineage: Eukaryota; Metazoa; Chordata; Mammalia; Lagomorpha; Ochotonidae. The record is from RefSeq and is a predicted model, not a curated record. Gene Ontology annotation, cellular component: nucleosome.